UCUCCUAUAUUUCAGCUUCAGCGCCGGCGCCUUGCCCUAAAACCACCUGUACCCACCACCGCCCUUAAAACGAAGCAGCUUCUUAAAAAAACCCUAACUAAAAAUAAUGGCCGACAAGGCUGUUACCAUAAGAACUAGGAAGUUUAUGACCAACAGGCUCCUCUCAAGGAAACAAUUCAUCAUCGAUGUUCUCCAUCCUGGGAGACCAAACGUUUCAAAGGCUGAGUUGAAGGAGAAAUUGUCCAGGAUGUACGAAGUAAAAGACCCGAAUUCCAUUUUUGUAUUCAAGUUCCGUACUCACUUUGGAGGAGGGAAAUCAACUGGUUUUGGGCUUAUUUAUGACUCAGUUGAGAAUGCCAAGAAGUACGAGCCUAAGUACCGCUUGAUCAGGAACGGACUCGAUACCAAGGUUGAGAAGUCUAGAAAGCAGAUGAAGGAAAGGAAAAACAGGGCCAAGAAGGUCAGAGGUGUAAAGAAGACCAAGGCCGGAGAUGCUGCCAAGAAGAAGUGAGAUCCCAUAGGCAUGAGACCAACCCCUUAUUUACCUCACCAUUUCUGUUGUUUGCCAUUGAACUUCAUUUAGUGCUGAGCUCAUUUUCUUCUUUACUGAGUAUCCAUUUGAAG
Molecule: messenger RNA, 624 nt
Organism: Hibiscus syriacus
Lineage: Eukaryota; Viridiplantae; Streptophyta; Magnoliopsida; Malvales; Malvaceae
Product: 40S ribosomal protein S24-1
Exons: 6
Coding region: 107-511 (134 amino acids)
Biological process (GO): translation
Cellular component (GO): ribosome
Molecular function (GO): structural constituent of ribosome
Source: RefSeq, a predicted model, not a curated record